Messenger RNA from Rotaria socialis, 309 nucleotides. The record is from the annotation of a GenBank genome assembly. Lineage: Eukaryota; Metazoa; Rotifera; Eurotatoria; Philodinida; Philodinidae.
AUGCAAAUCAGUACACUUCUAGUAUUCGGUCUUCUGGGUACCAUAUUAUUUGCUUUGUCGAUCGAUGGAAAGCGUAUGUUUGCCGAUAGUGACGACGACGAAGCAGCACUGGCUGAACUUAAGGCUCGUAUGAUGGCAGCUGAAGAUGACAGUGACAGUGACAGUGACAGUGAUGAUGACUCACAUCAACGACGUGCCAGUACAAAUGGCUGUGUCAGUUGUGCAUUUAAAGUGUUCGAUUGUUGUGCACCUAAUGUAUGCGUCAAACGAUUUCUCAUACCCAAUAAAUGUAUGAGAAUCAAGGCCUAA